AUGCCUCAAGUCAGAAAUCCCAUUCUUCCAGGUUUCAACCCGGACCCUUCCAUCGUCCGUGUGGGUGAUGACUACUACAUCGCCACGUCCACUUUUGAAUGGUUCCCUGGUGUUCAGAUCCACCAUUCCAGGGACCUCGCCAACUGGACUCUUGUCGUACGCCCGCUGACACGCAAAAAUCAGCUCGACAUGCGUGGUGAGCCCGAUAGCUGCGGUGUCUGGGCGCCCUGUUUGAGUCACGACGGGGAGAAAUUCUGGCUCGUGUACACCGAUGUUAAACGCAAGGACGGUUCUUUUAAAGACGCCCACAACUACAUUGUCACUGCGACGUCUAUCGAAGGGCCGUGGUCAGAUCCCGUUUAUGCUAAUUCCUCGGGCUUUGAUCCGUCGCUGUUCCAUGAUGACGACGGCAAGAAGUGGUUUAACAACAUGACCUGGGAUCAUCGCUCUCGUCCACAAACAUUUUCUGGUAUCUUUCUGCAGGAAUUUGACCCCAAGGCCAAUAAGCUUGUUGGACCCAGGAAGAAUAUUUUCGAAGGAACAGACCUAGCAUUUGUUGAGGGAUCUCAUAUCUACAAGCGCAACGGAUGGUACUACCUCUCGACAGCAGAGGGCGGCACAGGAUAUUAUCAUGCUAUAACGCUCGCACGAUCUCGUAACGUUUGGGGCCCUUACGAAGUGCACCCCCAGAAGCAUAUCCUUACUUCAAAGGAUGCGCCCCAUGCUGCGCUGCAACGAGCGGGUCAUGGACAGAUCGUUGAGACACCAGAUGGCAAGACCUAUGUCGUGCACUUGACAGGUCGGCCUACUACCCAGAAGCGACGCUCGGUACUGGGUCGUGAGACUGCCAUUCAGGAAGCUUACUGGGGAGAUGAUGACUGGCUGUACAUCAAGAACGGUCCUGUUCCAAGCUUAUACGUGGAUCUUCCAGCUGAGCGUGACGAUACAGCAUACUGGGAGGAGAAGCGAUAUACUUUCAAGGACACUCUUCACAGCGACUUUCAAUGGCUCCGAACACCUGAACCUGAGCGCAUCUUUAACAUCAAAGAUGGCCAACUAGCUCUAAUUGGUCGAGAGUCCAUCGGAUCAUGGUUCGAACAAGCACUCGUUGCUCGUCGUCAGACUCAUUUCUCGUAUGAUGCCGAGACGGUCAUUGAAUUUUCUCCCGAAGAUGAACGCCAAUUUGCCGGUCUAACAGCAUACUACUGCCGGUUCAACUUCUUCUAUCUCACUGUCACAGCCCAUUCUGACGGACAACGUGAGCUCCUCAUUCUUCGCUCCGAAGAGACUUUCCCUCUGGGCCGUCUCAACAAACCCUUUGCCGACCCCGUCAAGCUUCCCAAUGAGGGUAAGGUGAAGCUCGCUUUGACCAUUCGGGGAAGCAAGCUUCAGUUCUACUACGCCCUCGAAGGACAAGAGCUGACCAAGGUUGGACCUGUCUACGAUGCUUCACUUUUAUCAGACGAGUGUGGAGGACAUCCAAACGAUGGAAGCUUCACUGGUGCUUUUGUGGGUAUGGCUGCUUCGGAUGUGAACGGGCUCGCACUGGAGGCCAAAUUCGAUUAUUUUGUUUAUCGACCUGUUCAUGACGAGUCGGACCGUUAUGACGUAUGA
Messenger RNA from Fusarium coffeatum, 1614 nucleotides. RefSeq lists its product as uncharacterized. Gene Ontology annotation, molecular function: hydrolase activity, hydrolyzing O-glycosyl compounds. Bases 1 to 1614 code for a protein of 537 amino acids. The transcript has a single exon. Gene Ontology annotation, biological process: carbohydrate metabolic process. NCBI's taxonomy places the organism in Eukaryota, Fungi, Ascomycota, Sordariomycetes, Hypocreales, Nectriaceae. The record is from RefSeq and is a predicted model, not a curated record.